This is a messenger RNA of Morone saxatilis (striped sea-bass), 1179 nucleotides long. Its product is annotated as R-spondin-3-like. The transcript has 5 exons. The record is from RefSeq and is a predicted model, not a curated record. Lineage: Eukaryota; Metazoa; Chordata; Actinopteri; Moronidae.
AUGGAGACAAUAAGUGUGUUCUAUUAGCUUUCAGGGAACAAUGUGGUCAUAGAUUUCCAUUGGUUUUACCCAUUUGCACACUAUGAAUUUGAAAGCUUGGCUCUGUCUGUUGGCUCUGAUCUCAAGUUGCCAGAAAAACUGCGUAUUGUAAAUGGACCCCCCUCCACACACACACAUCCCAUAUCCCUUUAUCCUACAUCCCCAGGUAGCUCCCCCAUGAGCAGCCUCUGUCCAGCCGGUUGUGCAACAUGCUCGGCCCUGAAUGGCUGUCUGUCCUGUAAACCUCGCCUUUUCUUCCACUUGGAGCUGGAUGGGAUGCGGCAGAGGGGCACCUGUCUGUCCGCCUGUCCCCGGGGGCACUACGGCAUGCGCUCUCCACACAUCAGCACUUGCAUCAGGUGCAAGGAGGACUGCGCUUCCUGUUUCAGUGAACAUUUCUGCACACACUGUCACCUGGGUCACUUCUUGUUCCGGGGCAAAUGUGAAAACAGCUGUCCGAACGGACUGACAGCAAACGCAGCACUGCGAGAAUGCACAGAGUGCUCUGUAGACUGUGAGGUGUGUGUGAGGAGGAACAUGUGUGUGAAGUGUAGAGCAGGCCUGUACUUUCUCGACGGCCAGUGCCAUCUCACCUGCCCGAGGGGAUUUGAGCCUGAUGUGCAGUCUCUACAAUGCAUCCCACAAGUGCACUGUCAGCUUGGGGAAUGGACGGAUUGGGGUCCAUGUGUUCGGAAAAGGAGAAUGCGAGCCUACAGGAGGGGGGGGGAGACACGUACCCGUCAAGUUCUGCAGUCACCUAGUCUCCACGGUGACGCCUGUCCACAUGUGUCAGAGAUCAGGAAGUGUGUCAUCAAAAAGAGACCAAAGAAUCCAAGUAUGUUGUAAUAAACUGAAAAGAAGAGACAAUUAAAACUAUUUGUUUUAACUUAAUAUUGCUCACUCUACUUUGGCUGGUAAUUUAAAAACUUGAAAAUACUAUUGUAAAUUGUGAAGAAAAAAAAAGGCACUCCAACAGGCAUUAUUAAAAGGGAUGGAUAUGAUGAUAUUACAUGAAACUUUUUUGUGCUUCUAUGAAUUCAACACCUUUGCUGCAUCGCUUGGCUUUAUGUGGCUGAAUCAGAGACUUUUUAUAUGAUUAGCAGUCGUGCUAAAUUGAUGCCACUUGUGUUUUGUUUUACA